AUGGAGCUUCUCAAAAGCGCCUUGGAUCUGUUGCCCCGGAAGUUCCGGCGUUUCUCUAGCCCAGGUUCAGAGCAGGCAGUUCUCAGCACCAAGAAAGCUACGGCUGCCACACUUCUUUGUGCCGCAUGCUCACUGCAAACGGGCUCUGGAGUAUCAGAGCUUCCGUAUUAUGGCCGGAGUCCUCCGGUUUACCCGUCUCCAACCGGCAAUGGCUCCACAAAUGGCCGGUGGUCUCUCGCUUACGGCCAUGCACGGGAUAUAGUGUCGCGCAUGACAGUCGAGGAGAAAGUAAACAUCACCCGGGGCUGGCCCGGCCCCUGCGUAGGCAACACGGGCGAGGUGCCGCGGUUGGGCAUCCCCUCUCUCUGCUUCGCCGAUGGGCCCUCGGGCAUCCGCGGACAAGAGUUCGUGUCGGCCUUCCCUGCCGGCAUUCAUCUGGCAGCCACCUUCGACAGAGAUCUCAUGUACCGCUACGGCCAGGCACUUGGAAACGAGUACCACGGAAAGGGCAUCCAUGUCGCCCUGGGUCCCGUCGCUGGUCCGCUCGGCCGCGUCGCCAAGGGCGGCCGGAACUGGGAGGGUCUAAGUAACGACCCCUAUUUGGCUGGCGCCGGCAUGGGUGCCAUCACCCGAGGUAUCCAGGAGGCCGGCGUCAUUGCCACGCCCAAACACUGGUUGCUGAAUGAGCAGGAGUUCCGCCGCAGGUGGGGCCCCAUGGGCGAUGCCAUCAGUGCCAACGUCGACGAUCGGACUCUGCACGAAUUAUACGUCUUCCCCUUUAUGGACGCGUUGCGUGAGGGGGCCGGCGCUGUCAUGUGCAGCUACCAGCGGGCCAACCACUCGUACGCGUGUCAGAACUCGAAGCUGCUGAACGGGAUACUCAAAACGGAGCUCGGCUUUGAGGGCUUUGUUGUUAGUGACUGGGAUGGCCAGAUGUCUGGCGUAGCCUCGGCCAAUGCCGGCCUGGACCUUGUCAUGCCCGGGGCCGGUUUCUGGGGUGAUCAUCUGGUGGAAGCUGUGAACAAUGGGUCUGUGACUGAGGAGCGUAUCAGCGACAUGGUCACGCGCAUCCUGGCGCCGUGGUACUAUCUCGGCCAAGAGAAUGCCUACCCGCCGCCGGCCAUCUAUGACAACCUACAAAAGCACUUCCCUGUUGAUGUCCGUGGAGACCACGCUAACCUGAUCGAAGAGAUUGGUGCGGCUGGCACAGUCCUCGUGAAGAACGUCAACAACACCCUGCCGUUCAAGAAACCCAAGUUCCUCUGCAUCUACGGCUACGACGCCACCGUCAAAGCCGGCCCCUGGCAAAACCGCGACCGGUACAGCGGCGCCUACGACGAGAAUUUUGGCUGGAACACCUUCAAUGGCACGCUCGUCACCGCGGGCGGCUCGGGGGGAAACACGCCGCCUUCGGCUUCGGCCUCUCCUACACCACCUUCGCCUACACCAACCUCUCCAUCACCCCCACUUCCCUCUCCCCAAACUGGCCCGAAUACCCCUCCCCCCACAACAACAACACCCCCCUCCCCCAAGGCGGCCACCCCGCCCUCUGGGAAGUCCUCGCCCUCGCCCGCUGCACCAUCUCCAACACGGGCGCCGUCGACGGCGCCGAGGUCGCCCAGCUGUUCAUCUCAACCUGCUCUUCCAAUGCUCGAGGAAGGCGGACCACCAGGUCCAACAGCCAGCGGGCCAUCCUCGUCGACUGCCAUGGCUUCGUCAAUAAACGACCCCCUUAGUUCCGAUCUUGAACGACAGGACAACUUCCUACCUUCGCCACCAUGUGACGAGUUCGGUGUUGCGAUCAUUUGCGCUCUACCCGUCGAGGCCAAGGCCGUUUGCGCGCUGUUCGAGGAACAAUGGAACGACGAGGGCUUAGACAGGGCAGCCACAGACACGAACUCGUACACGGUCGGUUCCAUCGGCCCCCAUCCUGUCGUCCUGGCGCACAUGCCCACAAUGGGCAAGGUGGCCGCCGCGACCGUCGCAGGAAACCUCCGCGCCAGCUUCCGCUAUCUUAAGCUUGUUCUCGUCGUGGGCAUUUGCGGUGGCGCCCCCGGGGCCUCCAAGAAUCCGUCCGAUGCUGUGUUUCUCGGCGAUGUGGUCCCUCUUGAAUGGCCUCAUUUUGGUGAAUCCCACGCCUCGUUGGCGGCCCCAAGCGUUGAGGGCAUUCAGCAGAGCUUCCAGGGUAUCGUAGGGCUGAUCGGGCAGGUUGGGAACCCCGUGAGAGAUGUCGUUAGUCGUCUGCAGGCGGCUGCCGAAAAGAGCUGUGAAACGCUCGGAUGCAGCCAGGAGAUGCCCAGCCUGGCACCCCGCUCGCCGCCGGAAGGCAGGCUGCAACCAACGGUGCACUUUGGCCUCGUCGCCUCUGGAGACACUGUCAUGCGUUCCGGAAGAGACCGGGACGAAAUUGCUCGCCGGGAUGGCGUCAUUGCCUUUGAGAUGGAAGGCGCCGGAUGCUGGGAAAUACUACGCGAAUCUUCUUGCUUGAUUAUCAAGAGCGUUUGUGACUACGCUGAUAGCCACAAGAACAAGUUGUUCCAGGAUUAUGCCGCCGCAGUGGCAGCUGCCACAGCCAAAGCCCUACUCGAGAGUUGGGAUGCCCACAUACCGGACUCCCUUCAGCCUCUGCCCUCCUGGCAAGCCUUUCGGAAGAACAAGCGGUCAGGUUUCAGUGUUGAAGAAGCCAAGUUGCUGGGAAGCCUCAAAAUGGUGCCAUACCUAGAUCGGAAGGAUCGAAACCCACAUCGAGUAUCCGGGACUUGCGAGUGGUUUGUAAAUCACAGCCUUUUCAACAACUGGCUGACGGGCUCUCAAGGCAGCCAAGACUGCCAGGCACUCUGGGUAUCCGCGGACCCAGGAUGCGGCAAGUCGGUGCUGGCCAAGUAUCUGGUUGAUCAUAUUAUCCCCACGACUCAAUCUAGAACGACGUGCUACCUUUUCUUCAAGGUCGACUUUGAGGACCAGAAGAGCGUGGCCAACGCCAUGUGCUGCCUCCUCCACCAGCUCUCUACUCAAAACCCUGUUCUCUUCGACAAGACGGUCCGCACCCAACUGGAGGCGGAGGGCGCAAAUCUCGCCGCUUCAUUCCAAAGCCUUUGGAACAUUCUGCUCCAAGUAGCAGGAAACAAAAACGCCGGAGAGAUUAUCUGCAUACUUGACGCCCUCGAUGAAUGCGCAGCAAACGACCGCCAGGUACUCGCUAAGGCGUUGCUUGACCAACAUCGCACAAAGAGGGCGCCAAAUUUGAAAUUUCUUUUGACAAGCAGACCCUUUGGGUCUAUCAGGCGUGACUUUCAGCCGUCCGACAACACAGAGCUCGCUGUUGUCCAUCUAAGUGGGGAGAACGAAGCGGAAACGAAGCAAAUAUGCAAAGAAAUCGACAUUUUUAUUGAAGCCAGAGUUCGCGAGGUGGGGGCGAAGUUGAAGCUUGACAAGGGUGAACAAGACCUUUUGCUCCGCGGUUUGCUGAGGAUGCCACACCGGACCUAUUUGUGGGUGUAUCUCACACUCGAUCACGUCGAGAACAGCGACAGCAUCAACAAGCGCAAGAUUAGAGAGGUGCUUUCACGACUCCCCAGGUCAGUCGACGAAGCAUACGAAAAGAUCCUCUCCACGAGUUGUGAUCUAGAGGAGCUUAGAAAAACUCUGCAUAUCAUUGUGGCAGCAGUGAGGCAUUUGACGCUCCGCGAGAUGAGCUUUGCGUUAGCGAUACGCUCCUCCCACCGGUGUUACCGAGAGGGUGAGCUGGAUCCGGAUGAGCGGUUCCGAGAGCGGUUGAGAAACAUCUGUGGUCUGUUUGUGGUUGUCGUUGACUCGAAGAUAUAUCUGCUUCACCAAACCGCUCGAGAAUUCCUGGUCAUGGCCGACUCGCAACAGGAAUCUCACAAAGCCCCCGGGCCAAGCAAUACAAAGUCCAAAUGGAAACAUUUUCUGGAACCAACCGAAUCGCACCAGGUACUUGCAGAGAUUUGCCUCUGGCACCUGCGGUUCUCCGAACUAUCCGAGGGCACCCCCGAACCACUCAAAAAAGAGAACAAUAAUUCUUUCCCCCACUUCCGCCCCAUUCAACUGCGCCUUUGCGUACGGAAAUAUGAGUUUCUUGAAUACUCGGCCUACUUUUGGCUCGUCCAUUUGAGAGCGCUGCAAACGAGAGUUGACGAGAAAAUGGUACAGGCAAUGCUGGAGAUCUGCAAUGCCUGCCACCAAUAUCGCCAGUGGUGGUUCAGAGCCAUGGCGAGUGACAGACCAGGUAAAAUGCACGAAUUCUCCCCAUACAUCACUAAUGACCUGACCACGACUCCUCUGAUGAUUGCUUCAUAUUUUGGCCUCUUCCCAGCUGUCAAGGAGUUCGUAAGAGCAGGGUGUGACCAGUUGCUCGCCCGAGGCGCUAGGGGUAGGACGGCUCUGGUCUGGGCUGCGGCGUGCGGCCACGCCGAUGUAGCCCGCGCCUUGAUCGACGAGCAACCAAGGAUGCUCAGGAGUUUUCAGCGGUUAGGGAUUUGGAAACCCUUCAUCAACGCAACGGAUGAUAAGCGAAUGAUGCCACUGUUUUGGGCUGUCAAAUCUGAGUCGGCGGAUAUCGUGAGGCUGCUCCUUGACAACGGCGCCGACGUAAAUGCGAGGCGAUAUUGGGGCAAGACGGUGUUAUCAUCGGCCUGCGAAGAGGGGGGACUAGAUGUUAUCCAACUGUUGCUCGAGAGGGGUGCUAAUGUAAACAAGCGUACCUUCGACCCCGAGAUGCUGUCACUGGAGGAGCCUAGUGAAAGAUUCGGACACACCAUGAGCAUUCUAAUUCACCUCGGAGUCAUCAUUUGCAGGUGGCGAUGGGGUUGGGAAGGUAGACCGCCGUUGUUGGCCACCUUAGAGUCUGGGUCCGAAGACAUCGCCAAAGUCUUGCUGGAAAACAAGGCCGACAUUGGGCUGAAAUGCAGAGGGGGCCACACACCUUUGACAUUGGCCUGUAAGGCGGGCAUGAUGGAUACGACCAAGUUGUUGCUGAAAAGGGGAGUCGAUAUCAACCAGAAAGGCCCGAUGGGGGUUCCCGCUCUCUGCUAUGCUUGUCAGAACGGGCAUGAGCCCCUUGUCAGGUUUUUGGUCGAACAAGGCGCCAAUAUCGUAUCGAUGGACGGGGCAAGGGACUCAGAGGGUGCAUCGAUCCUUGUGGCCAUUGCCGCGUAUGGUAACGAUGGCGGUGUCAAGUGGCUGCUCAAAAACGGCGCCGACAUCGAGUCGCAAAAUGGACAUGGGGAGACGCCGUUGAUGCUGGCUCCAUCAUGGAGCUGGGAGCGGACGGGCAAGGAGAAGACGAGCAAGGAGCGGACGGUUUGGGCACUGUUACAGGCUGGCGCCAAUAUCCACGUUACCGCCCGAAAUGGGAUGUCGGUCCUGCAACUAGUCAUUUCGCGUUUUGCAUCGGUUGCCAUUGCUAAAUGGUUGCUCGAGCGUGGGGCAGAUAUUGAGCACAGAGAUAAACAGGGGAGGACGGCUCUUUCUUACGCUCUCAUCCACAUAUACAAUCGGGAUCAGCAGGGUGAAAUGGUCACUGUGCUGCUUGCGAGGGGCGCCAAAAUACACUGGAAAGACAACAAGGGACAGACAGCUCUGGCUUUGGCCGCCAAAUACGGGCGGAUGGGCAUUGUCAGGUUGCUGGUCGAGCAUGGUGCGGAUAUCAUGGACAUUGAAGAUGUGGAUACUAGGGAGAAGGUUUCGUUGGCAUGCCGUGAGGCGAACAACCCGCCAACCUAG
Molecule: messenger RNA, 5745 nt
Organism: Chaetomium globosum CBS 148.51
Lineage: Eukaryota; Fungi; Ascomycota; Sordariomycetes; Sordariales; Chaetomiaceae
Exons: 8
Coding region: 1-5745 (1914 amino acids)
Biological process (GO): glucan catabolic process; nucleoside metabolic process
Molecular function (GO): beta-glucosidase activity; protein binding
Source: RefSeq, a predicted model, not a curated record